GAAUCGGAAUAAUUUAAUCCUCCAUUGCUAUCAGUGUUCAUCAGAUUCUGCGUUCGAUUCUGAAUUUUCUAGUUACUUUCCACAGUUGUUGUUGAAAUUGAUGGAUUUUGUCAGUUGCAGUUGUGAUUUAGCUUUUUUUAGAAAAAAUUAUAAACCCUAAUUUGCAGUUCUCGUUGCAGAGGUGUAAUGGAUACUUCUUCUUGGGACGGGAGUCUCUCCAAGACUGAGUUCGAUCUUUCUGUUAGAUCUUUUGCAGAAAAAUGGAAAAGGAGCAACCCUGAUUACCCACCGUGGUUUUGGGUCUCUUGUCCGAAAAAACCUUGGAUUCCUUCUCGUGAUGUGGAGGGUCACUUUACUCUGGAGAGGAUUCGGGUUCAUGAAUCAAGUGAGGAAGAUAGGGACAGAGUGAGUAAGAGUGGGGAAGAAGAGACCACUUGUUGUGGGAAAGAGGAUGCUAUAGAUUAUGCCACGCUGGUAGGUUUGUCUACGUUAGGUAUUCAAGUGUUCAAUAAUGGACGUGGUAUAGUUUUGAUACUUUAGGUUACUACUCGUGUUCUUUUUCUUUUUUUUAGGUUCAGAGCAGUCAUGAUGUACAUUACUAUGAUCUUCAUGUGGUCUAUAGUGCCUUGUACUGGGUUCCAGUGCUAUAUUUCCGUGUUUAUGGCAAUGGUAUGUCCAUUUUCUUAUGGAAGUUAUGUUU
This is a messenger RNA of Tripterygium wilfordii, 700 nucleotides long. RefSeq names its product ubiquitin-like-conjugating enzyme ATG10. The record is from RefSeq and is a predicted model, not a curated record. The transcript is spliced from 3 exons. Bases 187 to 540 code for a protein of 117 amino acids. Lineage: Eukaryota; Viridiplantae; Streptophyta; Magnoliopsida; Celastrales; Celastraceae.